Molecule: messenger RNA, 1707 nt
Organism: Candidozyma auris
Lineage: Eukaryota; Fungi; Ascomycota; Pichiomycetes; Serinales; Metschnikowiaceae
Gene: SPO1
Product: putative carboxylic ester hydrolase
Exons: 1
Coding region: 1-1707 (568 amino acids)
Biological process (GO): glycerophospholipid catabolic process
Cellular component (GO): extracellular region; intracellular membrane-bounded organelle; plasma membrane
Molecular function (GO): A2-type glycerophospholipase activity
Source: RefSeq, a predicted model, not a curated record
AUGAAUGACACGGCUUUUGCCCGAACACCGACUAUUGGAAUUGCUAUUUCGGGCGGUGGAUUCAGAUCAAUGCUAAGCGGAGCUGGCGUCCUUGGUGCCUAUGAUGCUCGAAGUCCUGGAGCCGACGGUGAAUUGGGGGGCUUACUACAGAGCUCAACAUAUUUAGCAGGAAUAUCAGGAGGGCUGUGGAUUGUGAUCAGUUUCUUUCUUAAUGACGGAAUGCAGUUGUACAGCAUUUUGGAGGAUCUCAAACUAGACCUUCAAACGCCGAUUCUAGAAGGAGUGCCCAACAUGGAACUUGGAAAUUUGCGGGAACAUUUGUUUCAGAAGGACAAGACGUCCAUGAAUGCCGAAGUCUCCGAAUCUAAGUUGAGCAGUGUAAUUACCUCCAUUGUCAAGUCUAUCUUCUCAAUCGGAGAUGAUGAAGGAGACUCUGGUAUCAAGUCUAUUAUUGGUUUCUACAAAGACAUCUCCCUUGAAGCAAAAGCCAAAAAAGACUCCGGAUACAGACUUUCAUUGAUAGAUUACUGGGCAAGGACACUUGCAAGAAAAGUCUUGCCUGCAAAGUUUAGGUCCACAGGAUUUACAAUAUCGUCAGCAUCAAAGCAGCUCUCGUUUCAAAACUACUCUCAACCGUUUCCUAUUAUCACAUCGGUCGAAUUGAUUCCGAAUGAGACUGUAAGAAGUGUCGACUCUCACAUCAUCGAGAUCUCACCUUUCGAAUUUGGCUCGUGGGACAGCUUCUUGAAUUCUUUCGUGAGUACUAAAUUUUUAGGAAGUGACUUGUGGAACGGCACCUCACUCCACCUCAGUCUGUCCUUGAAUGCCUCCAUUUGCACAUCAGGUUACGACACAGUUGCAUUCCUAGCAGCAACAUCAUCUGGGCUCUUCAAUACUGUCUUCCAAUACGUCUACGAUUUCAUACCGAAAAUUCAUCACGAGUCUUCGCUGUACGUCACUCAAAUACUCCGCAUCUUUGGUUUCUCAACGCUGCCAACAAGGAACGCGGCGGAGUUCUCUGAGUUUGCUAUAUAUUCACCGAAUCCAUUUCGGGGAGUGCAAAGCGGUGAAAGAGGCAGGUCAGUUGAAAAUUCAACGAGCUUGUUUUUGGCGGAUGGUGGUGAGGAUGGCCAAAACAUCCCUUUCAGUCCCUAUUUGGUUCCUGGCCGAAAAGUGGAUGCGAUAUUGGCUUUCGAUAUGGGGUCGGAAAUCGAUAACAGACCAAGCGGCUUGUCUUUGAGAUCUUCAGCUCAAAGGUAUCAUGCAAAUCAGUCUGAACUACAUAUCCCACUAUUUAAGGACCCCAACGGCAUAUUGAGAAGAAUCUUUCCUGUGGUACCUAGUGCAGCCCAGUAUUCUUUGAUUUCGCAGAAGCCAGCCUUUUUAGGCUGUGAAAUCGAAGACUUUCCUGCUUUUAAAGGAAAUUUACUGGAUAACUUCAAAGUCUACAACAAUUAUACACCGCCAUUGACAAUUUACCAAGCAAAUCAUGACAUUGUGUUUGAGGCUAAUACUUCUACCUUCAAAAGCGUCUACUCCCCAGACGAAGUGCAGGGCAUGUUCGAUAAUGGCUGCGAGCUUGCAGUCAACAGGAUGGAUCUCAGCUAUAAAGAGUGUUUAUGGUGUGCUUUGAUGAAACGUGCAAGCAAGACACUUCCAGAAGUAUGUGACAGUUGCUUCAACAAGUACUGUUAUCGAGAACAUUGA